AUGGCUCGCUUUGAAGACGAACUGUCCAGUCGCUAUGGAGGCAGCUGUCCCGCGGGCCCGGCCAGAGGGGCCAGCCGGCAGCCGGGGCCUCCGGGGGGCCAGAGAGUGUACAAACAGACGAUGGCCCAGAGAGCCAGGACCAUGGCCAUUUACAACCCCAUCCCAGUCAAACAGAACUGCCUCACCGUUAACCGCUCUCUGUUCAUCUUCAGCGAGGACAACAUCAUACGGAAAUAUGCCAAAAAGAUCACCGAAUGGCCUCCAUUUGAGUACAUGAUCUUGGCCACCAUCAUCGCAAACUGCAUUGUGCUGGCUUUGGAACAACACCUUCCGGCCUUAGACAAAACACCGAUGUCAGAGCGUUUGGACGACACAGAGCCCUACUUUAUUGGAAUAUUUUGUUUUGAGGCUGGCAUCAAGAUCAUCGCCCUGGGCUUUGCCUUUCACAAAGGCUCCUACCUACGUAAUGGCUGGAAUGUAAUGGACUUUGUGGUGGUCCUAACAGGGAUCCUGGCCACAGUGGGGGCUGAUUUCGACCUGAGAACACUGAGGGCAGUGAGAGUCCUGCGGCCGCUCAAACUGGUCUCUGGCAUUCCAAGUCUUCAGGUGGUUUUAAAGUCCAUUAUGAAAGCCAUGGUACCUCUGCUGCAGAUUGGCCUCCUGCUCUUCUUUGCCAUCCUCAUGUUUGCCAUCAUUGGCCUUGACUUCUACAUGGGCAAGUUCCAUCGUACCUGCUUCAGGACUGACACAGGUGAGCAGGCAACCGAGUUCCCCUGUGGCCUGGAGGCUCCGGCAAGGACCUGUUCAAAUGGCACUGCCUGUAGGGAGUACUGGAUUGGACCCAACUUUGGCAUUACCAACUUUGACAACAUCCUCUUUGCUGUCCUCACUGUUUUCCAGUGCAUCACCAUGGAGGGAUGGGUGGACAUCCUCUACAACGCGAAUGAUGCGUCAGGAAACACAUGGAACUGGCUGUACUUCAUCCCCCUCAUCAUCAUUGGUUCCUUCUUCAUGCUCAACCUGGUGCUAGGCGUGCUGUCAGGGGAGUUUGCCAAGGAGAGAGAAAGGGUGGAGAAGAGGCAAGAGUUCCUGAAGCUCCGCAGACAACAGCAAAUAGAGAGAGAGUUAACUGGAUACCUGGAGUGGAUCUGCAAAGCAGAGGAGGUGAUGCUGGCUGAGGAAGACAAGAAUGCAGAGGAGAAAUCCGUGGAUGGAGCUUGGUACAAAAGAAAACACAACAACUCUGUGCUGAAAAGGACAAAGAAGAGUAAGAAUGACCUCAUCAACGCAGAGGAAGGCGAGGACCACUUCACUGACAUCUCAUCUGUUGGGUCGCCGUUUGCCCGGGCCAGCGUGAAGAGCAAGAACGAGAACUCGUCCUACUUCAGGAGGAAAGAGAAGAGGAUCCGCUUCACCAUCCGUCGUCUGGUCAAGUCCCAGAGCUUCUACUGGACUGUGUUGUGUCUGGUUGGCCUCAACACAUUGUGUGUAGCCAUAGUACACUAUGACCAGCCGGAGUGGCUCACCUAUGCCCUAUACCUGGCUGAGUUUGUAUUCCUGGGCCUGUUUCUGGCAGAGAUGUCCAUGAAAAUGUACGGCCUGGGACCUCAGAACUACUUCCACUCCUCGUUCAAUUGUUUUGACUUUGGGGUGAUUAUUGGAAGUAUUUUUGAGGUGAUCUGGGCUGCCAUCAAACCUGGGGCCUCAUUUGGCAUUAGUGUCUUGCGAGCUCUGAGAUUGCUCAGGAUCUUCAAAGUCACCAAGUACUGGAACUCUCUGAGGAACCUGGUGGUGUCCCUCCUCAACUCCAUGAAGUCCAUCAUCAGUCUCUUAUUCCUGCUCUUCCUCUUCAUCGUGGUCUUCGCUCUGCUGGGCAUGCAGCUGUUUGGUGGCCAGUUUAAUUUUGAAGAUGAAACGCCGACAACAAACUUUGACACAUUCCCAGCAGCGAUUCUCACGGUCUUCCAGAUCCUAACCGGAGAAGACUGGAACGCGGUCAUGUACCACGGGAUUGAGUCACAGGGGGGCGUUCAUGGGGGAAUGUUCUCCUCCAUUUACUUCAUUGUUCUCACUCUUUUUGGAAACUACACACUCCUCAAUGUCUUCUUGGCCAUUGCUGUUGAUAACCUUGCAAAUGCCCAGGAGCUCACUAAGGAUGAAGAGGAGCAAGAGGAGGCCAUUAAUAAGAAACUUGCUCUCCAGAAGGCCAAGGAGGUAAAGGAGGUCAGCCCCAUGUCAGCUGCUAACAUUUCCAUCACAGCUUUUCUAACACGCAGUCGAGGUAACGCGCAUUCUAGCAGCUCAUCCAUCUGCAGCGUUAACUCACUGAGUUAUGUCUGCACCCCAGUCCAUCAAUACCUGAGUAAGGAGCAGCAGAAGUCAGUGAAGAUGAUGUCAGUUUGGGAGCAGAGGGCCAAUCAGCUGAGGAGGCAAAACUGGGCGAGCUGUGAGGCCCUGUACAGCGAGCUGGAGCCUGAAGAGCGUCUCCGCCUGUCCUCGGCCCUCCACCUCCGGCCCGAUAUGAAGAGCCACCACGACCGGCCGCUGCUUGUUGAGCCCUGUGACAGGCCUUUGCUGGGCGGCCACCAGCACCACCAUCAUAAGCCCUGUCUGCCCGAGGAGGCUGAGACUGCCGCUGACCCUCCUGUGAUCCACCAGCCUCGCCGCCACCACCGCCACAGAGACAGGGACCGGACCAGAAUGAGAGACGAGACAAACGAUAAUGGUGACACUGGGGGUCGACACCACGUCCAUCACAGUCGCUCCAAAGACCACGACGGCAGCCGCGGCAAAGAGGGGAAGAACGAGAGAUCCCGCAGCCGAGAGGGAGGCAAGAAGCAUCACCAUCAGAGCUCAGUGGACGACAGCGGAGGUGGAGGUAUCAGGCCAGAGAGAGAACAUCGCCAUCAUCACUCACAUCGCCAGUCCCGAGGGGGCAACGGGACAGUGAACAGUGGAGGGAGGGAAGAGCGAAGAUCCCGACACAAAGAUGGAUGUAGUUCUCACAGGGACGGGGAUGUUAACUCCAGAGGAGACAGCGGUGCCAACGGAGAGAGGAGGAGACAUCGGACUCAUGGAUCCAGGGGCCAAUCCACCGCUGAGGGAGAGGAGUUCAAUGAGAGAGAGAGGAGCCAAUGUCACAGGGAUAGGUGUGGUGAGUCAGAGGGGGAGUCCCUAGCCAUCUCCCCCCAGCAGGGCUCUGGAGGGGCCAACUGGCCUCCUGACCGACCAGAGGACUCAGACAACCAGAGGAACGUCAGGCGAACUGGCCAAAGCUCCAUCCACAUCCCUCCUGUGACUGUCACCUCCCCGCCUGGAGAAACCAUCCUCAUGCAAAUGAACAGUAUUGACUGUGAGACAAUGCCCGUUAAUGAGAAGACUCUGGAGGAUCUAGGUCAAAGCGGACCCAAACCCAUCCUGCCUUACAGCUCCAUGUUCAUCUUUGGACAGACAAACCCGGUGAGGCGGUUGUGUCACUACAUUGUGACUCUGCGUUAUUUUGAAAUGUCCAUCCUGGUUGUCAUUGCUAUGAGCAGUAUCGCUUUGGCAGCAGAGGACCCUGUCUGGACGAAUGCCCCCCGCAACAAUGUGCUCAAAUAUCUGGACUACGCCUUCACUGGUGUUUUCACUUUUGAAAUGGUGAUCAAGAUGGUGGACCUGGGCCUGUUGCUUCAUCCUGGAUCCUACUUCAGAGACUUGUGGAACAUUCUGGACUUCAUAGUAGUCAGUGGGGCGCUGGUGGCUUUUGCAUUCUCGAGCUUCAUGGGAUCGCAACAAGGUGUGACCAGGGGGACCAAAGGCAAAGACAUCAGCACUAUCAAGUCACUGAGGGUUCUCCGAGUGCUCAGGCCUCUCAAGACCAUCAAACGUCUGCCAAAACUCAAGGCAGUGUUUGACUGUGUGGUCAACUCUCUGAAGAACGUGCUGAACAUCCUCAUCGUUUACAUGCUCUUCAUGUUCAUCUUUGCCGUCAUCGCAGUUCAGCUCUUCAAAGGAAAAUUCUUCUACUGCACAGAUGAGUCCAAGGGCCUGGAGAAAGACUGCAAAGGACAGUUCUUGGACUACGACAAAGAUGAGGUAGCUGCCAUGCCCAGAGAGUGGAAAAAAUAUGAGUUCCAUUAUGACAAUGUGCUGUGGGCCUUCUUGACCCUCUUCACUGUCUCCACUGGAGAGGGAUGGCCAACUGUACUGAAGCACUCUGUGGAUGCCACCUUUGAAGACCAGGGUCCCAGUCCAGGCUACCGGAUAGAAAUGUCCAUCUUCUAUGUGGUCUACUUUGUGGUCUUCCCUUUCUUCUUUGUCAAUAUCUUCGUCGCUCUGAUCAUCAUUACCUUCCAGGAGCAGGGAGACAAGGCCCUGUCUGAGUGCAGCUUGGAGAAGAACGAGAGGGCUUGCAUUGACUUUGCAAUUAAUGCCAAACCUUUGACACGCUACAUGCCAGAGAACACGCAGUCCUUCCAGUACAGGAUGUGGAAGUUUGUGGUCUCAGCUCCAUUUGAAUACUCCAUCAUGAUCAUGAUCGCUCUCAACACUGUGGUACUCAUGAUGAAGUUCCAUGGAGCUCCAGACUUCUAUGAAGUAAUGCUGAAGAACCUCAACAUCGUCUUCACCACUCUCUUCUCUCUGGAGUGCAUCCUCAAGAUCAUUGCGUUUGGUCCACUGAACUACCUGAAGGACGCCUGGAAUGUGUUUGACUUUGUGACAGUGUUGGGCAGCAUCACUGACAUCCUGGUGACUGAAAUCAAUACUACGGACAGGCUGCUGAACCUGAGCUUCUUAAGGCUGUUCAGAGCAGCUCGCCUCAUCAAGCUGCUGAGGCAGGGCUACACCAUCCGCAUCCUGCUGUGGACCUUCGUCCAGUCCUUCAAGGCCCUGCCUUAUGUUUGCCUGCUGAUUGCGAUGCUGUUCUUCAUUUAUGCCAUCAUUGGGAUGCAGGUGUUUGGCAACAUCGAGCUGAAUGAAGACACAGCUAUCAAUCACCACAACAACUUCCGCACAUUCCUCCAGGCUCUCAUGCUGCUGUUCAGGAGUGCAACUGGUGAGGCCUGGCACGAGAUCAUGUUGUCAUGUUUGAGCCACCGAGCCUGUGAUGAACGCUCAGGGACCCAUGGGAAAGAGUGUGGCAGUGAUUUUGCCUACUUCUACUUUGUCUCCUUUAUCUUCCUCUGCUCCUUCCUGAUGCUGAACCUAUUUGUGGCUGUCAUCAUGGAUAACUUUGAGUACCUAACCAGAGACUCCUCCAUCCUGGGACCCCAUCACCUUGAUGAGUUCAUCCGGGUCUGGGCAGAGUACGACCCGGCUGCGUGUGGCCGUAUCAAGUACCUCGAUAUGUAUCAGAUGCUGCUCCACAUGUCCCCACCCUUAGGUUUGGGAAAGAAAUGUCCGCCAAGAGUCUCCUACAAGCGUCUGGUCAAAAUGAACAUGCCCAUCGCUGACGACAACACCGUCCACUUCACGUCCACCCUGAUGGCCCUGAUUCGCACCGCCCUGGAGAUCAAACUGGCCUCGGGUAUGGUAGCUCAGCGACUGUCUGAUGCUGAGUUAAAGAAGGAGUUGUCCACAGUGUGGCCCAACCUCUCACAGAAGACCAUGGACCUGCUGGUGACACCACAUAAACCCAAUGAACUGACAGUAGGGAAGGUUUAUGCAGCCCUCAUGAUCUUCGACUACUACAAGCAGAAUCGAGCACAGAGGCAGCAGCAGCAGCAGCAGCAGAACUCAUCUGGAACCCAGUGCAAGGUCGGGACUCUGUUUAAGCCAUUGCUGCCUCUGACUCACAUGCAGGAGAAAGACAUGCCUAUGAUGUUAAACAGUGUGGAGCCUCCCAGCAUGCCUCAGCCUCAGCCCAAACCCCAUGCCAAGUUCCAGCCACAGACCAGACCUAGCUCCAACUCGCUCAACAACGGAGGCACGCUGCCAGAUCAUGAUGACAACAUCAAGUCAUCAUCUUCCUGGGUAAUGGAGAAACCCAGGGAAGGGCCCCGGGCUAAGACUAAAAGAACCAUGUCAAGGGGCCCGUCAGAAGACACACCAGACACUGCCGUCAUUCAGGAGUCGGUGGAGAUGCAGAAGAUGGAGACCAGUGGCAGCAGUACAAUCCCAGUCUCUGGCACAGGUCUGGAGAACCAGGGCAGAGCUGUUUCUAUGCCUCGACUCAGCGCUGAGCUGCAGCGGGGCCACUCACGCCACUCUCCAGGGAUCCAUCUCGCUUCUGUCCCUGAUGCCAGCACCAUGAAGCGCUCAGCCUCCACUGUGGCUCCACAGCGACCCCAGGAGGUCAACCUGAGGGACUACACCCUGGAGAAACCCAGCCGGGAGCGACCCCACCACCAUCACCACCACCACCACCACUGCCACCACCGUAAAGACAGAGAUAAAGACAGAGAGAAGAGGCAGAGGUCAUUGGAUACACCUCUAGGUGGACCAACUCCAGGCUCUGCUGGAGAGCGAGUGUCUGACCCAGCUGCCCCCAGAGAGCGAGCCCACGACCGCGGACGUUCCCGAGAGAGGAAACACCACCACUCCUCAGCGGACAAGCAGCGCUACUACUCCUGCGACCGUUUCUGCAGCCGGGAACACUGCCACACCAAAUCUGCCACCGCGAGCUGUGCCGCCUCACCCAGCGAGGGGCAGGAAACCAGCAACAAGCAGGGCAGUGGUUGGGUUAAAGGCAGCCCAGUGGCACUGAGUUCCAGUUCUAGCACGCCGAGCCGUGGACGUCGGCAGCUCCCCCAGACCCCCCUCACCCCACGGCCAGUGGUGGCUUACAAGACUGCCAAUUCCUCCCCUGUACACUAUGUGUCCAGCCAGGCCUUUCUGAGUCCCGGGCGGCUGAGCCGCGGCCUGUCGGAGCACAAUACCCUCCGGCACAGCAGCUCCUGCCACUUCCCCUGCCCCAUCACUCGUAUCAGCUCUGAGCCCUUCCUGGGCCGGGGCCACGGCGACGCCCCGGGCAGCCCCUACGGCAGCCUCCGGGACCAGCUGGAUGUCUUCCAGGAUGUGGCGUCAGUGUCGCCUAGCCCCCGUGCCGGACGCUCAUCUUGGACCGCACUGCCUUGCAUGAUAGGAGCCCUGCUUCCGGCUCCACAGCAGAACCUUGGGUUGCCCAAUGGGUACCACUUCAGCUUCGGGGGCAACACCAGCCCAGGCUCUGGCGUCAGGGCACCCAGGUAUUACCAGGAGGCAGAGGAGGACGAAUGGUGCUAG
This is a messenger RNA of Seriola dumerili (greater amberjack), 7206 nucleotides long. It is a transcript of the gene cacna1ba, whose product is annotated as voltage-dependent N-type calcium channel subunit alpha-1B-like. The record is from RefSeq and is a predicted model, not a curated record. Gene Ontology annotation, molecular function: high voltage-gated calcium channel activity. The transcript is spliced from 52 exons. Gene Ontology annotation, biological process: chemical synaptic transmission; calcium ion import across plasma membrane. Bases 1 to 7206 code for a protein of 2401 amino acids. Gene Ontology annotation, cellular component: voltage-gated calcium channel complex; membrane; neuronal cell body. NCBI's taxonomy places the organism in Eukaryota, Metazoa, Chordata, Actinopteri, Carangiformes, Carangidae.